UUUAUUUGACACCGCUCUCUCGGCAAAUGCCAGAGGCGCUGCGCUAAUCAGCGCACUCGUGCCAAAGCUUCUUGUUGACACAAACACCGCAUCGCGAUCGUAUUUCUCGCGGCAGACACACAACUCGUACGACGGAAUACGAGUGUUUGCAGAAGGAGCGCAAGAUUGCACGUAUCUUUGCGCGCGUGCUGCCGGCUUGUUGUUUGCUUCGUUGUUUUGGGCAGAGAGCAGCGGCGGGGCCGCGGGGCCGCGCGACGCGCGACGCGCCAGCGAAAUACUUGGCGAAAACAGUGGAUAGCUCUGUUGCUCGGGAGCGUGUACGCCCGGACUCGGUGCGCAGCGCUUGAGGCAAUCGCGAGCCUCGGGCUCUCGUCGAUCAAUUAUGCGAGGAAUGGCUGUCGGGCGCCCGACCGACUGCCAGAUCUGCGACGCACGUACGGCACGCCUGUCGACUCGUCGUGGGAUGUGCGCCCGGUCGGACAACACCAAAAAUAUCCAAACGCUUUGUCUUUCUCGUUGGCACGUGUGAACGCGCGUACAAGCAACGCUCUUGCCCGCGAGAGCAAAAAUAAGCAGCGACGUAGCGCACCGCCUAAUUGCGCAUCACCUCGGCUUCUUUCAACUUGACCGUUUUAUACGCGCGGCCAUUGCAAUUCAGCUUCGCCUAUGCACCCAUAACCGGAUUUUUACGCAUUGUAGGGCGCCGAUCAGGCUUAUUUUUGAGAAACAGAGACGCGGAGGGGGCCACGAGAUAUUUUUAAUCGCCUGCGCGUAUAGGUAUCGAGAGAGUGAGAAAGUGAGAGAGCGAAUACGCGUGACGCGUGCGAAAUUUUGACUGAUUGCAGUUUCCUGGUGAGUGCAUCCUCACAUACAUGGAGUUUCAGCUGGACAGCGCAGAAUAUUGCCAGGCUCAACACAAAUAAAGGGACUGACAGUGUUUACAGCUGGGAGGGAGAGACGAGAGCGACGCAAGACGCGCACGACUGAACAGCAAGACCCAUCGCAAAUAAUCUUCCGCAACAGCGAAGCAUCCCGAGUAGGAAGCAAGUGCAGUCAGACAACGCCUGAUGUAACCUAGCUCCAAGCACUUUCCAGCGAAAGUUUGCCAUCCCUUAAACCCUUAUCUGGAUCUAGAUGUGAGCCCGCCGUUCUAUCCUCUGUGGAAAAAAUAACAAGUAUUUUUUAUGAACAGUCCCGCAUCGACGAGCAACACCCCGAGCAAGACUGACAUCUAUAGGCUAACUUGUUUUGCGACGCCGCUCUCUUUUUUUCCUAGCUUCCUUCCUUCCAAUCAUUUUUUUCAUCGUUUUGCCAUCCUGCCAAUCAUUUGAAUCACUCAAAAUUCAAUUUCUACCAUUGUAACUCUCGAGAUAACCCCGACGAAUUCGCUCCACUGGGCGGUCAAUCGUGAAAAAUACAUUUUUUUCUACCGAUUGUCGUUCACAAGGAAAUGAGCAACAUGAGGGUUAAGGACAUAAGACCAGCUCCCGCUGAAAUUGAAUACAAAGGCAUGAAGUUCCUCAUUACCGAUCGGCCCCAUGAUCAAACUAUGAGUACUUUCAUCCAAGAGCUCAAAAAGCACAAUGUCAAGGAGGUAGUUAGGGUAUGCGAGCCGACGUACAAGGUCGACGAACUCAAAUCAGAGGGCAUUAAUGUCAUCGAUUUAGUUUUUGAUGAUGGAACCUUUCCUCCAAACGAGGUGAUCGACGACUGGUUUGAGCUGGUAAGGAAUCGAUUCCGGGAGACACCGGAGGCCUGCGUGGCUGUGCACUGUGUCGCCGGACUUGGCAGAGCACCUGUCCUCGUGGCACUGGCUCUGAUAGAGCUUGGCCUCAAGUACGAGGACGCCGUGGCUCUAAUCAGAGAGAAGAGACGAGGCGCUAUCAAUGCCAAACAGCUGGCCUAUUUGGAGAAAUAUCGUCCCAAGUCUCGACUCAAAAUGAAAAACGGACAGAAGAACUCCUGCUGCGUUCAGUAAACGAUUCAGUCGCUAUUCCGAGCGCAUCCGUCAUUGAUUGCCGCUUUGGCACAUACACCUCAUUACACUUAGACCUACAUGCCUGACGAAAGCGACAUUACCUUGUAACGUUUGCAGUUACUUAUUAUCUCUAUCUAGCCUGUCAAUGGAAAUGCAACCAUUUCGUCUCUUCAAUUUUGACCAUUGGCAUUUGAUUCUAAUCGUGCUAAAAUUUCUAUUAUUUCUAGUUUGUAGUUUAUGCGGCUAAGUUUUAUUUUUAAUAAGUGUAUUCAUUUAUUUUCUCGCGCGCGUCUAAUGCAGCGAAUUCUCAUGUCUGUUUUGAGAUAUACGUCGAGAAACAAAUGCCGUGUGUAUAAUAUUUAUCAAUCUAGACCGUUCACUCAAAUAACAUCAGAUAAAGUAUGUCUAUUAUACUUUGAGAACGAUCAUUGUAUUUGUUGCAAAUUUAUACUCUUGCAAUCAAUUAUGCGUCGAAUUUUCACGUUGUCUUUAUUUUUAUAUCUUAUUAUUUUACAUUAAAAAGAAAAACAAAAGUUCGCCUAGGACUAUUUUAUCUUUAAUUAUUGUGCAAUCUGUUUGAUCAAGCAUCACAAUUAUAAACCGAGUGUUGAAAUAUUUCGUUGUCGCUCACUUAUCCAGGCACAAGUAAUAAUAAUGUAUUGAGCGAUUUUUUAGCAAUGCGUUGCAUUUCCAAUGGUCAGACUUGACACAGUAAAAAUUCGUAAUUAUGAAAAAGCAAAUAUAUAUAU
Phymastichus coffea is the source of this 2727-nucleotide messenger RNA. Its product is annotated as PRL-1 phosphatase. Gene Ontology annotation, cellular component: nucleus. Gene Ontology annotation, biological process: protein dephosphorylation. Lineage: Eukaryota; Metazoa; Arthropoda; Insecta; Hymenoptera; Eulophidae. The transcript has 6 exons. The coding region runs from base 1451 to 1978 and encodes 175 amino acids. The record is from RefSeq and is a predicted model, not a curated record. Gene Ontology annotation, molecular function: phosphatase activity.